AUGUCGACCCUCCUUCUAAAUCGUAUUCUUAAUUGCAAAGAAUAUUCUAACCUUAUCGUCAUCGAAGAUACAAUCUUACAAUCUGGAUAUGCAUUAUUACUGGAAUUUAUUAAAAGACUUACCAAAAAACCUGAACAUUCGUUAGUUUUAGUGUGCUUAGAAUACUCUCCUCGGAACAUUCUAGAGCAUAUUAAAACACGUAAAAACAUCAUAAUUAUCGAUGCUUACACUCAGAUUGCUUCAUAUGAAGAUGAAAAUGUAAUUUUAGACAAACCUAUCAUCAAUUCACCCAAGGGCGAGGAAAAUAUUAAGAAUAUUCAAUUUGUUAAUAAUCUUGAAAAUUUAUCAUUAUUGACAAAUAUCAUCAAAGAUACUUUAUCAAAUCAUAUUUCAAUAGUAUCGAAAUCAUCCCAAUAUUCUAUAAUAAUUGAUUCGAUCAAUCCUUUACUUAUAUCAUCAUCAAAUUCUUCUACUAUUUCUUUUUUAAGAAAAUUAUCUAAUGAUUUACAAGCUACAACUUUGAUAACAGUUAAAAAUAAAAAACAAUUCAUCAAAGAUUCAUCGCCAUCAACAUCAUCGUUAGGACAUAUAAUAUCAUCAUAUAUGAAUUGUCCUUACAAUGGAAUAUGUAGCAUACAACAUAAAAAAUAUUCAGGAAAAAUAAUUUAUGAGGAUUUUCAGGAUACAAACACAGCUGAUCAAAAGAUUAUUGCAAAUUUAUCAUUUGAUCUAUCAUUAACUGAGAAACAAAAGAAAGCAAAAGAAAAUGUAGUUCUUCCAUAUCUUAAAGUUCAAACUACUGAUAGUAGUUCUAAUUUCAUUACUACUGGAGGUGAUUCAUUAAGUGGAGGAUUAAUAACAGAUGAUUUUUUUUAA
This is a messenger RNA of Entrophospora sp. SA101, 876 nucleotides long. The record is from the annotation of a GenBank genome assembly. NCBI's taxonomy places the organism in Eukaryota, Fungi, Glomeromycota, Glomeromycetes, Entrophosporales, Entrophosporaceae.